Ochotona princeps (American pika) is the source of this 3185-nucleotide messenger RNA. It is a transcript of the gene COL8A1, whose product is annotated as collagen type VIII alpha 1 chain. NCBI's taxonomy places the organism in Eukaryota, Metazoa, Chordata, Mammalia, Lagomorpha, Ochotonidae. The transcript is spliced from 4 exons. Gene Ontology annotation, molecular function: protein binding. The coding region runs from base 361 to 2583 and encodes 740 amino acids. Gene Ontology annotation, cellular component: basement membrane. The record is from RefSeq and is a predicted model, not a curated record.
CCUCCUCCCUGUCGCGGGCUACCGGCUCUGAGCUCUCGCCCCUCCCCAGAGAAGAGUGUCCGGCUCCUCCCGGGGCGCCUUGCCCGCCACUCCUUCCCUGCCCACCUACUAUGAGGAGCGGCUCCUCCCACCUGCGCAUAAAAGCCAAGUGCAUGUUACCCGCCGUGGAUCACAGCCCUUCCCCAGUCCUCUCCGUGGGAGCCCGCGAGCCUCUCUGCCCGACCUUACUUGCCCAAGAAGCUGUUGUGGAAGUACAGCAGUGUUUGGUGAGGAAAAGGAAAGGAACCCCUCGAGUGCCACAAAGGCGCACAAGCAACCACACUCACCCUUGCUCCCGCAGACCGGCCACAUCUAAAUGUGAUGGCUGUGCUGCCUGGCCCUCCACAGCUGCUACAAGUGGUGCUGACCAUUUCCCUGGCUUCUAUCAGGCUCAUUCAGGCUGGUGCCUACUAUGGAAUCAAGCCGCUGCCACCUCAGAUGCCACCACAAAUUCCACAAUACCAGCCAAUGGGCCAACAAGUACCUCACAUGCCUUUGGCCAAAGAUGGCCUCACCAUGGGCAAGGAGAUGCCCCAUAUGCAAUAUGGCAAAGAGUAUCCCCACCUACCCCAGUAUAUGAAGGAAGUGCAACCGGUGCCAAGAAUGGGCAAGGAAGCAGUCCCCAAGAAAGGCAAAGAAAUUCCAUUAGCCAGUUUACGAGGGGAACAAGGUCCCCGAGGAGAACCUGGCCCAAGAGGACCCCCUGGGCCUCCCGGUUUGCCAGGUCAAGGAAUACCUGGAAUCAAAGGAAAACCAGGGCCACAGGGAUAUCCAGGAAUUGGAAAGCCAGGUAUGCCAGGAAUGCCAGGGAAGCCAGGAGCCAUGGGAAUGCCCGGGGCAAAAGGCGAAAUUGGACCCAAAGGUGAAAUCGGGCCCAUGGGCAUUCCAGGACCACAAGGACCUCCAGGGCCUCAUGGACUUCCUGGCAUUGGGAAACCAGGUGGGCCAGGGUUGCCAGGGCAGCCGGGAGCAAAGGGUGAUCGAGGACCCAAGGGCCCGCCAGGACCUCCAGGCCUGCAGGGCCCUAAGGGAGAGAAGGGCUUUGGGAUGCCAGGUCUGCCAGGCCUUAAGGGUCCUCCAGGGAUGCACGGACCCCCUGGCCCUGUGGGACUUCCGGGAGUGGGCAAACCGGGUGUGACAGGCUUCCCUGGGCCACAGGGCCCUCUGGGGAAGCCAGGGCCCCCAGGAGAACCUGGUCCGCAGGGCCCAAUUGGAGUACCAGGAGUGCAAGGACCUCCUGGGUUGCCUGGAGUAGGAAAACCAGGCCAAGAUGGGAUCCCUGGCCAGCCAGGAUUUCCAGGUGGCAAAGGGGAGCAAGGCCUACCAGGGCUGCCAGGACCCCCAGGCCUUCCAGGUGUGGGAAAACCAGGCUUCCCGGGACCCAAAGGUGACCGUGGGGUUGGGGGAGUUCCUGGUGCUCUCGGGCCCAGGGGAGAGAAAGGACCUGUGGGGGCCCCUGGAAUGGGGGGUCCCCCAGGGGAGCCCGGCCUGCCUGGAAUCCCAGGGCCCAUGGGCCCUCCAGGAGCCAUUGGUUUUCCUGGACCCAAAGGAGAAGGUGGAGCCGUGGGGCCACAGGGGCCACCAGGUCCCAAGGGGGAGCCUGGGCUUCAGGGUUUUCCAGGCAAGCCAGGCUUUCUUGGAGAAGUAGGGCCACCAGGUGUAAGGGGUUUACCAGGUCCCAUAGGGCCCAAGGGGGAAGUUGGACUCAAAGGUUUGCCAGGGCUCCCUGGUGUCCCAGGGCUACUUGGACCAAAGGGAGAACCAGGCAUCCCAGGGGAUCAGGGUCUGCAGGGCCCUCCUGGGAUCCCAGGGAUUGCAGGGCCAAGUGGCCCCAUUGGACCACCAGGGAUCCCAGGCCCCAAAGGAGAGCCAGGCCUCCCAGGGGCCCCGGGGUUCCCUGGAGUCGGGAAGCCGGGAGUCGCAGGACUUCAUGGACCACCAGGGAAACCUGGAGCCCUGGGUCCCCAAGGCCAGCCUGGCCUUCCAGGCCCACCAGGCCCUCCAGGACCACCGGGGCUGCCAGCCGUGAUGCCCCCUACACCAGCCCCCCAGGGAGAGUAUCUGCCAGACAUGGGACUGGGGAUUGAUGGGGUGAAAACUCCCCAUGCCUAUGGCGCUAAGAAAGGCAAGAAUGGAGGGCCAGCCUAUGAGAUGCCCGCAUUCACGGCCGAGCUGACAGCGCCCUUCCCACCUGUGGGGGCCCCGGUGAAGUUCGACAAGCUGCUCUAUAACGGCAGGCAGAACUACAACCCGCAGACGGGCAUCUUCACCUGUGAGGUGCCCGGGGUCUACUACUUCGCAUACCAUGUUCACUGUAAAGGAGGCAACGUGUGGGUUGCUCUGUUCAAGAACAACGAGCCCAUGAUGUAUACGUACGACGAGUACAAGAAGGGCUUCCUGGACCAGGCGUCUGGUAGUGCAGUGCUGCUGCUGAGACCUGGAGACCGUGUGUUCCUCCAGAUGCCAUCGGAACAGGCUGCGGGACUGUACGCUGGCCAGUACGUCCACUCCUCCUUUUCAGGAUAUUUAUUGUAUCCCAUGUAAAAAAGAGAGAUUUAAUAGAGCAAAAGAAAAUGCACCCCUAAUCCAUAUGAAACACGUUAAUUCUGUUUCAAAACAUUUAUAUAGUUGGAAAGUUAUAUUUAAGUGAAAAGUUGGACCAUCAUGUACAAAUAAAAACUGCGAUGCAUGAUUUUAAUCCUCUGCACAGCAGCUUGUAAUUGCAAAUGAUGGGGUAGAUUUAUGUAUCAAGUACUGACACCUGUGUUGUACCCACUGGAAUCAUAUUAUCCAUUGUAUGUUAUGUGCUUCCAUGAUAACCUGCUUGUUCAGAUCAGCCAGAAUAUUGUAAAUGGAAGAUCAUAGCUAAUGAGAGUCACCUGCUCACCUUGUUUAAAGUAUUUAUAAAUGUGCCUUAAAGAAAAGUCAAUCAUAACAAUCACCUACAGUAUGUACUUGUAUUUGUGCAGAUACUUUGCCAGGGAAGGUUGGGAAAGGAUCUGUCUUGUUACUGUGUGUGGGGGCCACGGGACCUGAGCAAUGAUUUUAUUCUAAGGGUCUGUGUUUUGUGCCAGAGGCUGUGUCUUUUAGCAACAAAAGUCCUUGUUAGAAUUGUGCAUCAAGGAUCUCUGAAAGAACAAGAGAAC